Messenger RNA from Heterobilharzia americana, 1137 nucleotides. Lineage: Eukaryota; Metazoa; Platyhelminthes; Trematoda; Strigeidida; Schistosomatidae. The record is from the annotation of a GenBank genome assembly.
AUGCAUAAGAUCAGAACACUGUUUACCACCUCUAGGCUGCAGUGUGCAGAUCUGGUACGAAGGCCUAGUGAAGUUUCUGGAAACCUUCAAGAAUUGUUUACAAAUCCACAAAUUCAUAAUCUCUUGCGCCUGAUCACUUACACUGAUUUAAAUGCAGUUCAUCAACGAAGUUAUAGGAAGGCUGGUGGGGAGACUAUUAAACUUUUAAGUGAUGCUGAACUAAAUAUAGUCAAAAGGUUCACCACAGUUUUCACAGAACAGAAGUUACAAAUGCCACCUGUUUUACAACCAAGAAGUGCCGUAGAAGACCAACUCAUAUCGCAGGACCGCGGCCUACAAGGUCUUAUUCCGGGAAACAUCAAACUGGUUUUUACAGACACAACUUUAAGACGUGAUAGGAAAAAUCGUCUUAUUGUUGUUAGAGAAUCGAAUGGUAACCUUAGGCAUGCAAAUGCAUCUGAACGUGAUCGUAUCAACCAAGUUUACUUUCCUCUUUCCGGUAGGGAGUUAUAUAUCCCUUUGUUGUUUGAAAAUAAGCAGCUAAGCGCACUUUUGGAUCAGGGCUCGUUUACGUAUAUUUUGGAUAGAGCAUGUGUACAGUUUGAGCCGGAUGAUCCUAAUUUUAGUCGAAUAUGCCAUCAUGUUUAUGAUCAUGUGAAUAAGUUAGCAUGGAUUCCGUUUACGAAUGCUAACACUAAACAAUCAGAUAACUGUCAAGUUAAUCCACUGCUGUUACUACGACAUACACGUUAUUAUGGUCCCUUAGCCCUAUACAUGAUAGCUCAGUUGGGUUCCCCUGGUCCUCUUGUUUAUGAGGCCCUUGCUCACCAACAUUAUGAUCGUUUAGGUUGGAUACUACGUCUAAUUUGUCUCAUUCGACCUUCUAGUCCUUUCGCCAUCCAUAUGAAGCCGAAAGUAGAUUUAAUCCCCCCAGCAGUGAUAAAUGCUUUAGAUAAAUGUUCGGAUUCAUACAAAAUUAACCUGAGUUUAUCUGAGGUUAGUGACUUACUAGCAUAUGUUGAACUUUUCAUUAAGGUAGAACCAUUAGACAUGAAUAAACAAAUGAUACUCGAGGAUUGUCUUCGGCAAGCUCGACAAAGUGUCGAAAUGAAUAAAGAAAUGGGACAGAAAUCCUAA